Molecule: messenger RNA, 1388 nt
Organism: Silurus meridionalis
Lineage: Eukaryota; Metazoa; Chordata; Actinopteri; Siluriformes; Siluridae
Gene: snrnp48
Product: small nuclear ribonucleoprotein 48 (U11/U12)
Exons: 9
Coding region: 144-1196 (350 amino acids)
Cellular component (GO): U12-type spliceosomal complex; nucleoplasm; cytosol
Source: RefSeq, a predicted model, not a curated record
UUUCCGGGUCAUGCCGCAUUCGUUAAAAGCGAAGGGGAUAAAAGUACGGCUAGUUGGUGAUGAGAUGCGUAUUUGCGAUGCAGGAUGGAAUUGUAAAGCGUACCUUAAACUAAUAUUAUAGAAGAGAUUUCUGUUUUCUUUAUAUGAAAAUGAGUGUAGUUGAUUCAUCCGAGGUGCUGCAAGACCGGUUAGAGGCUCUGCAUCAACUGACUGAGUUUACCCAAAACUGUCGCACACAACUGACCGAGUUACUCGAGGUGCUGGGAUGGAGCUGGGACAAUUAUUCAUCACAGUCUUGUGUUGUGCAGCAGGAUAAAAUGGACGUGUGCCCCUAUGACCCCAAUCACACAGUUCCGCAUAAGAGCAUUGAGAGCCACAAAACAUCUUGUCUGCUCAACCAAUUAGGAUACUCCAAAGAAGAACAGGCUGAGAUGUAUGAUCCAUCAUUUUGCUAUGAGAAGGCCAACAUUCCCACCAUUAAACUGGAUAAACAUGCACAACAUCAGGUAAUUGUGCAGGCCCGGGCAAACGCUCUUCCUGUUCAGUCAACUGGAAUCUACUGCCAAAAAGAUUACUCCACUGAGCCUGCAGAUGUGCCACAGAACCACAAGCGAGCUAUAUGCGACCUCACAAUGGCUGACCGAUUGGCUCUGUAUGAUCACGUGAUACUGGAGGCCAAACAGCAGAGAGUGAAUGCAUCCAACAAUGAGGAUCUUUAUGUGGAUCUUGUGUCCAAACUUAACAAAGAUGAGGAGAGAAGUGGUCCAAAGUCUCACCUCGAGGUCUUGGCUGAGAUGAGAGACUACAGGAGACGGCGCCAAUCAUACAGAGCAAAAAAUGUUCACAUUACUAAGAAAUCUUACACAGAGAUCAUUCGUGAAGUGAUUGAUGUCCACUCGGGGGAGCUGGCCAAGCUGUGGCAGGAGGAGAAAGAAGAAGAAGAAGAAGAAGAGGAGGAGACCAAAAUUUCACAACACUCCCACAGGAGGCCGCCAGAUGAAGUCCGCUCUGCCUCUGUUGAGUCACGCGAAUCUCACAUGAGUUCUAGGGAAGAGACCAACUCUCACCACAAACAUCCCCAAAAACACAGCCGUGAGCACAGUCAAGAGCGGGGCAACAAAAGGAGAAGAACGAGGGAUUCCCACUCUCCUGAACACAGACAUCACAAGAAAAAGAAGAAAAAGCAUAAGUCAUGACUAGUUCUGUUGGGUUGGGACUUAGCAGGUCAGAACUGACCAUUGUAAUGAUUUCAAGCAAGUGAAAACAUUAGGCAGAUGUAGCCCUAUAGUGUACUGUUAGAUUUUUAGAUUACAAGCUUUUGUUCUAUUACUUUGUUCAAUGUGGAAUUUCAGCAUGUACAAUUGAAUAAAAGGAUAUGUGAAUCUUAA